Clupea harengus (Atlantic herring) is the source of this 2600-nucleotide messenger RNA. RefSeq names its product coiled-coil domain-containing protein 40-like. The transcript has 13 exons. Gene Ontology annotation, cellular component: cilium; cytoplasm. The record is from RefSeq and is a predicted model, not a curated record. The coding region runs from base 1 to 2289 and encodes 762 amino acids. Gene Ontology annotation, biological process: heart looping; axoneme assembly; epithelial cilium movement involved in determination of left/right asymmetry. NCBI's taxonomy places the organism in Eukaryota, Metazoa, Chordata, Actinopteri, Clupeiformes, Clupeidae.
AUGCUCAUUGGUAGAUAUAUUUCAGUGUUACAGCUGCAGACUGAAGUGGAGAGUUUGGCCAUGCGUUUCUUCUACAUGAAGGACGUGAGUAAUGACCUGUCCUCGGACCUCUCCGUCAUGAAGAAUGCCUCACGCAAGGCAGAGACUGAGAAGACUCAAGCAGAGGAGCAGAAGUACAAACAGGAUCUGUAUGUGGAGCGCCUGACCAAGAACAAGGAGAAGCUGACUGAGGAGAUCACCAUGUAUGAGGUGCAGACCGCCGCCCAGUCGGAGGAGACGCAGGCCGCCAGGGAGGCCCUGGGCGAGGCUCAGCUGGAGAUGGAGGCUCUGGAGGUGGAGAAGAAGCAGCUGAUGCAGCAGUGGAACAGCAGUCUGGUUGGCAUGAAGUGGCGAGAUGAGGCCUACACUGCCAUGCAGGACGCUCUCAGGCAGGCCGCUAACGAAGGGCGCUCUCUGGACACCGAGAUCGAGGGCUACAAGAAGUCCAUCACGGGAGAGGAGGAGCGCAACGAGCUGCUGACCGUGCUGAUGAACCGGGCCCAGCUGGACAGCAGCACCUGGCGCAAACUCAUCACGCAGAGCCAGGGCCAGCAGGAGGCGCUGCAGAGCCAGUACAGCACCUACACACGCAUGCUGCACGAGAGCGAGAGCACCUACACGCGCCUCAAUGUGGAGUGUAGUCUGGGUCAGUCAGAGGUGACGGGCCUGAGGAAGCAGGUGGAGAGGGAGUCGGCCGCCCGUCUGGCGCUGGAGGAGAAGGUCAUGAGUAAACUCCAGGAGCAGCUCACCCACGACAGCGCCGCCAAGUUCUCCCGCAGACUCACGGGCAAGAUGGCCGCCCACAAGAGGGACCUGGAGGUGCAGCUGUCUGCGGUGGAGAACGAGCUGGCCCAGGUGUCCCUGGCGGCCAGCGAGGCGAGGCAGCGCGUGGACAACCUGCUCAGGGCUCUGACCCAGCUGGACCAGGAGAUCAGCCGCCGCCACGGCCUGCUGUCGGCCAGCGAGGCCCAGGUCGCCAAGCAGGUCACCGUCAUCGAGCGCAAGCAGGUCACCAUCAACGUCUACCACAAGAAGAUCCAGCAGGUCGUGUCUACCACUGGGCAUGAGGAUCUGGGUCCUCUGGAGAUCAGGGCGAGCACCCUGAGUAAGGAGCUGGACGAGGUGGGGGCCGAGAUCAAUGAGCAGCAGCAGUUCUGGCUGCGGCAGCAGGGGGAGCUAGUGAGGCUGUCUCAGGAGAAACAGGGCCAGAGCUCAGCACUGCAAACUCUCCAGACUCAACUGACCAUCCUGCAGCAGAGGAAAGUACGCACUGAGAGUGAGAUCGAGCAGGAGCGGCGUGAGCAGUCGGAUCUGGAGCGCCACAUGAAGGGCCUGAGGGGAGACAUGCUGAAGCUCAACUCCCUGCUCAGUGAUAACGGCCAGCUGGGCCAGGUCCUGGAGCAGAGCAACAUGCUCAUGGAGAACGAGUUCCUCACCCACCUCAAGGAGGCUGAGAGGGACGCCAUCCAGAUGCAGAUGAGGCUGGAGAAGGUUCAGGAGGAGAAGGAGAGACUGCUCAACAGCCUGGUGGAGUCAGAGAGACAGAUCAUGCUGUGGGAGAAGAAGACCCAGCUGGUGAGAGAGACGCACUUAGCUGUGGACUCCGAGGUCGGACAGGGAGACAUCCACAGCAUGAAGGCUGAGAUCCACCGCAUGGAGGUGCGCUAUACUCAGUUGCUGAAGCAGCAGGAGCAUUUGCUUCGUGAGAUGGAGUCAAUGGUGGCCCGCCGUGAGAGUAUCGUGAGGCGCGGGGAGGCCCAGGCCCGCUGCGACCGCAAGCACACCACACACACUGACCUCCACAACAUCAUGCAGGGCCUGCGGCGCAAGAUCCUCGACACACAGAAGCAAGCGGAGGAGUGUGACGGUGUGGUGGCGGUGCUGAAGGAGUCCCAGGUCUCUCUGAGUAGCCGGCUGAGGGAGGAGCAGCUGCAGGUCACUGAGGUCUGCAGCAUCAGCACCGUGCUGGCCGACGACCUCAACGACCUGCAGGACACCAAAGACCAGAACCUGGCCCUUCUGGUGGCCCUCCAGGGCCAGGCCAAACAGCUGCAGCUGGUGCGGGACGGGCGCUACAGCGCGGUGGCGUCGGGCGAGGGCCCGCUGGCCUCUGCCACGCAGCGGGAGGAGGAGAGGCUGUGCAGUGUGGCCACGGUCCUGCAGCGCGUCUGCCAGGAGCUGCCCGAACACCAGGGGGCGCUGAGGCGCAUCACAAUCACUCUCGGCACACACGUACAGGAAGGCCCAUGAGGGAGGGGAGGGAUUGGGGGGAACUAAUUCAACUCGGGGCAGGAGGAGGGUGGGGAUUGGGGUCCAUCAUCUUAGAGUAGUACCUGCUACAGUAAGUUCAAUAUUUAAGUUGGGGUAUUUGGGUAUUAGAGGGUCAGGGUCAAAGUUGACUUAAAGGUCAACAUAAGGGUUUUGUGCUUUGGGGAGGGGAUAUGAUUAAAGUACUGGGCAGGGGGAUUCUUGAGGGGGAGGUGUGGAUCAUGGAACAACACUUUUGGUUUGUUUUCUUGAGAGGCAUGGCAGCUUUUAACCAGCAGCCACAGACAGCAUAU